AUGCUAGCCCCAGAGCUCCAGCUCGCCGUUCUCUCAUAUCUCUCAGUCAAGGACAUCCAGAGGUGCCGACGCGUGAACCGUUACAUGAGAGAUCUCAUCGACAAUCCUGCGAAUCAGGUCAUCUGCGCUGCGCCGAGUAUCGCCCAAGCGCGCAAGAAGUUCGACGAGUUCAUCAAGAGCCAUAUCGAGUACGAUGUUGACGCGGUGGAUGAAGAUGGGAACCCCUGCGGUUUUCUAAACGCUCUGGUCGCUUACACGAAAUCUCAUGGCAUUUGUCAGAGCCACUGCGAGCUGCAUGUUCUCCAGCUGGAGGAUUUUGCAGCGCACUGGAUUGAGCGAUGGCAGCUGAGUCAAGAGGUCUCGGAGGAGAAUCGAUGCUCAGCAGUCAUGUCGGCCGCCGCAGGGCUACAUGCUCUCCACAUGUUGCGCGAAGGAUUGCAUCAUUCCCAAUUCGGCCAGAUAAGGGUCGGCAAACUGGAAUACAUUCUUGGGCGGCACAUCACGCAUGAGCUAUUUGGCGUCUCGGGAGAGCAGUGCAGCUCGGCACUAUUCCAGAAGAUAGCUGCUGGUGCUUUUGAAGGCACGCGCUGUCAUGAGCGAGGCGAAAGUCUUGGUUGCGUGGGCUGCAGAUCGCCGUCUAAAUUCAAGCUUGUCGGUAUGCUGUCCCAGCUUGAAACGAGCCAUUACCUGUCAGCGAAAGCGAACGAGGAUGUGGAUGAAUACAUUACCGACAUGCGCAAUGGCGCGAGACUCCACGGACACGCCCUUGCGACAGUCAGAGCUGCGUUGGAGGAGCGCAAGCGCGAGGAGGCUUCCUGGACCGAGGUGCUGCGCAAGGAGCAACCCCAGUUUCGAAACCCGUGGCGUUCACUGGCGGGCGUUCAAGACAGUACCGACGGAGUUGAAAGCUACCUUGCACAGCCCGCCAUGGUCCAGGGGCCAUCAAUGAGCACCCACGGUGGUGCGAACGGAGAUGACGUCUUGCCACAAGAUUCUCCAUCCAACCAAGGGGACGAGGUUGGCGCAUUGUUGUUCGAGCUAUUCGAGUUGCCAAAGUUGCCCGGUAACCUUGAAUUUGCCUACUACGGCCGCUCUCGACGCCUGGUAUCUUUGAUGAAGGAAGUGAUGCAGGGCGAGAAGAAGUUGACGCCGCUCCGCAAAGCUGCGAUCCUGGAUUCGAUCAUCAUUUGGUAG
Cercospora beticola is the source of this 1194-nucleotide messenger RNA. Its product is annotated as F-box protein. Lineage: Eukaryota; Fungi; Ascomycota; Dothideomycetes; Mycosphaerellales; Mycosphaerellaceae. The record is from RefSeq and is a predicted model, not a curated record. Gene Ontology annotation, molecular function: protein binding.